AUGGCAACCGGCGUGGACGCAAAGCUCCUCAAGAGCACAAAGUUUCCACCCAUCUUCAACCAGAAGGUGGACACACAGAAGGUCAACCUACAGCCCGACAUCAAGUCCCUUCAGAUCCAGCUUACCGGCUUCCUCGAAUCCCAGACCCCCGAGUUUUGCAAAGAACUAUGGACUCUGCUUCUCAGUGCCCAGUCCAGCCCACAGGGCAUUCCAAGAGAACUCUUGGAGGCAAAGAAGAUGGAGCUGAUCCAGGAAAAGAUUGAGGCUGAGAAAGCCGCCGAUGAAGCACGCCGGAAGCGCAGCGAAGUCGGCCGUUUUGACCGCGACCGGCCACCCCGGGGUGGGGACCGAGGAGACUCGUGGAGGGGUGGUGCUGGCGGAGGACGCCGAGGCAACGACAGCCGUCGUGGCCGGAGGUCGUUCCGCGGAAACGAUGGCUCAGUGGGCGGCGGUGGCCAGGGCGGUCGUGGCGGAGACCGCGAUCAAACACCGCUAGGGCGCGGACGUGGCAACUUCCGGAGCGAUCGUGGUGAUGGAUUUCGAUCCGCUCAACACGAUCUCUAUGUUCCCAACGACCGCCGUGUGCGGGGCAACGACCGCCGGGGCGACUACCACCGCCGGCAGUCAACAUCCCGGUCAUCCUCUUACUCUCGCUCUCGCUCAACCUCUCGCUCAACCUCAGAACGUUUUGGCUCUUCAUACUCUCGCUCUCGCUCUCGGUCCGAAUCUCGAUCCCGCUCUCGGUCGCCUCCUCGUCACCGCGCCCAGGAUACCGAAGCCAGUGCCAGUGGAGACAAGCGGUUGCGGUCGCCACCUCGGACGCAACGUGAUGGUCGUAAAAAUGGCGGGUUGUCUCGCGGACGAUCACCGUUGGCCAGUCGCUCACCUAUCGCAAAACGCCGUCGGUACUCGCUAUCUCGUAGCCGAUCGCGUGAACGAGGCCGCCGGUCGGCACGGUCUGUAUCUUCGAGCGGCUCAUCCAGGUACUCGCGCAUUGACAACAGCAGAACCCCCCCGACCCGUCGUCGGCGAGGUGACCGCGACCGCAGCUACAGCUCCAGCCGGAGUCGCAGCAGAAUCAGAAGCAAGACCCCUCUCUCUGACGAGGACAAUACAGGCCGCACAGUGGGACACGGCAAUGGCCGCAAUAGAGGUGGUGUGAAACGUGGUGGGCCAUUGGGCCAGCGAAGGCGGCGUGAUUCUUCCUCUGGGUCCUCGCGCUCACGUUCGCGCUCCCGUACACCCUCGAGAUCGCAAAACAAGUCUGCUGAUGUUCCCAACAAAGAAGACAGACCCGCAACCAAAGCAGCCUUGCCUCCUGCCGCAGCUGUGGAUGCCACCACAUCCAAAACAAAUGUAACAAGCACUUCGAGCGUGAACCCGCCGGCCAAAGAUUCACAGACCAAAACGGCCGAGCGGCUCGCCAACGAGAAGCGCGAGAAAGAACUCAGGGAGCGAAUCAAACAAAUGAGAUCCUCGAAGUCUAGAUCGUGA
Sporothrix schenckii 1099-18 is the source of this 1494-nucleotide messenger RNA. Its product is annotated as serine/arginine repetitive matrix protein 1. NCBI's taxonomy places the organism in Eukaryota, Fungi, Ascomycota, Sordariomycetes, Ophiostomatales, Ophiostomataceae. Gene Ontology annotation, cellular component: spliceosomal complex. The record is from RefSeq and is a predicted model, not a curated record. Gene Ontology annotation, biological process: regulation of mRNA splicing, via spliceosome; mRNA processing. The coding region runs from base 1 to 1494 and encodes 497 amino acids. Gene Ontology annotation, molecular function: RNA binding. The transcript has 4 exons.